AUGCAGUGGGGGAAAGAAGUGAAAAUCCUUGCUGGAAUGAAUGGUACUAGCCAGGUGUGUAGUAUUCUUUACAAUGAUUCUUUGCUCGAAGGUGUUGAACUUGCCAACCAUAUAAACAAUUGCUUUAUUCAGGCGACUACAAACAUGCGGGAGUUAUCUGUACAACCUACUAUCACUGAACUAUCGGAUAAAUACGGAGUGACUGUGGACAAAGUUAAAUUAAGCUGA
Messenger RNA from Paramuricea clavata, 228 nucleotides. The record is from the annotation of a GenBank genome assembly. Lineage: Eukaryota; Metazoa; Cnidaria; Anthozoa; Malacalcyonacea; Plexauridae.